AGCUGGCUUACAGGGCUUAAUUUUUGUUAUGCAGUUCAUUGUUCGAGAAAUCCAAUGCGUGUCUUGGCCGUGACAAUGUCGCGCGAGAUGAAAGGUGAUGGAGUUUAUAAAUUAGAAUAUUGUCUAUGAAUUUUUCGAUGAGUAAUAGAAACAAAGCUGACGAUGGAUUAACGGAUUUAGCUUGACCGAAAAAAAAUCAGAAAUCUUUGCUCUAUUUCUUAAUGAAAAAUCAAAAAUUAAGUUCCACUGGGAUGAUAACUUAAACGAUUUCCAUCCAAGGAAGUCACAUGAAAUUCAACGAGUUGAGAUAGGAAGACCAAUAUAGGUGUGACCGUCUGGGAAAUUAAUCGCGCUUGCAAACCUAUGACCAAGUAUAGAUUUGUAUUUUAUUAUUUUUGAGGGUGUAGAUUAAUUUGUGAAGCAACACCAGAGGUCUCGGUUGAUGUAUAAAUAACAGAUUACCAGGAUAGCGCGAUGCGGUACUUUCGUUAUUGAAAUAAUAGCGAAAGCCUUUUUUCCGACAAACCACGGAGCUAACACGAGAGCUGCUUGAAAAGGAAAUGAUGAAUUUCCUUCAACACAUGGUGACCACUGUGACUAACAGUAAUUUCCACAAAGGACAUGGUAAGAAACGGACUCGCUAUUUCUAAUUUUACUGAAAGCGAACCUGGGGCUGGAUUUUAAUUUUCUUCGAAUGCUUGCACGUGCUGUAACAGUAAUGUGUUACUCGUAAACAAAUUGAACCAAUCACCAGUCGAGGAUUUAGUGCGCAGACAAGCAUUGUUGACACUCUGAUUUUAUCCCUGACGUCACCUGACAUCCGGGUUCUCGUCGAUCGUAAAUGUCAUGCCGUGCCCCUUUCCAAGGGUUCACCGGGAAAGUUUUUAUGAGGAAACAGAAGAGAUAGAAGGGUCUAGAGAGAACUUCGAGUUUUUACCCCAUAAAACUGCCACUUAAGCAUGUCCUGGAAUAUCCAAAGACCUGACGGUGUCGGCGGAAUGGCACCCUCGGAAGGGCAACCGUACAUGAGCCACGAACAACUUCGCAGUAACAGAGACGCUCUCGAGCGCAAGCUCUCUCAAAGACGACCUCGUCAAGAGCUCGUAAACAGGGGAAUCAUGCCAGCGGUCAGUGCAGCACCAGGAAUUCUUUCUCAAAGGACGAAACUCGAACGAGCAAAGACUGGCGAUAUGUUGCAAAAGAAAAUAAGAGCCAGACCUAACCGUGCUCAGCUGAUUCAAAGACACAUUUUGAAAGAAACACCUGGUGCUGUGGAUCCUUCAUUGAUUGACAAGCAGAUGAGAUUGAAAAGAAAGAAACUAGAAGACAAUCUCAAUGACAAAUUGUCAUUUAGACCUGGGCCUCUGGAACUAGUGAAGGAGAAUAUUUUGGAAGCUGGUACUCCAAUUAGCCAGGUGGUACAAGAGGGAACUGUGCCAUUUACUGACACAACAGAUUACUUUGAUUCUUUUUCUCCUGAGAGUGUUGACUCGCCAGAACCAUCUCCUUCACCAGAACCAAGCCAAGUUGCUUCUCCACCAAGCAUUGCAUCCUCACCAGGAUCAACGUGCAUAACAUCAACGGUGCAAGCCCUUGCUUCUCUGCAAGCGCAGACUCGGAAGCAUUCGCAGCAACAACAGGAAAAACAACAGCAGCAGCAUCAGAUGUUUCUACAACAGCAAAAUAGCCAGCAGCUUCUGACAUCACCUUCACCUCUCUCAGCAUCAGUACAAUCCUUACAGGGAUCCAAAAAGGAAGGCAAGUCUCGCAAGAAGACAGCCAAACCCAAAGUUAAGAAGUACAAGUAUCAUGAAUACAGGCCACCCAAUGGUGAGGUGCAGAAGUCUGAUUUGCCGUCAGACUCACCUUAUGGCUUGCUAUUGCAACAGCAACAGCUGUACCUCCAGUUGCAGGUACUGUACCAGAACUACCCGCAUCAUUGUAUGUUACCAUCCAUUCCAGAGAACGUUAAACUUGGAGUGAAUGGUUCCAAGAAUAAUAAUGGUACUGAUUCCGAAAAAGCUGUCAAAAUUGAAGACAUGAGAGUUGUUGAUAUGAGAAGAGCUCUGAAAGAGCGUGGGCUUCCAGUGUUUGGUUCUAAAACUGAUUUAAUUAAGCGACUGAAAGAGGCUGGACCUCUUGUGACACCAGCUGUGUCAAGCUCAAGCACUGCACCUGUUGUGGUCUCUACACAAGGACAAAUAACAACGUCAGCUCCAAGCGUGUCCCAGGCACAAGCUCUUCCAACGCAAACAGGCCAUCAAACACUACAUCGGUCCCAUUCAUUGCCUUUGCAAAAUGCAAAUUUUAACACUGUGGAGCAGUUGAAGAUGCAGAUUUUGGCAAAUAACCAAAGUCUCCAACAACUCAGUGUCCCACCAGAGGUUCAGCAGCAGCUGCAGCAGCUCCAGUAUUUGAACCUUCAGUUGCAACUCCAGCACUUAAACAUCCAGCAACAACAGAACAUACAACCAAAACCUCAAGACACCCCAGUUAGCAGUCAGACUGCAGCUGUUAAAAAGGAAAGUCUUAUAGAUAGUAAUUGUUCUUUCAGUCAUUCCCCUGAUCAGAACCAAAUUAAGGACCGAAAGCCUUCAUUCACGUUACAGCAGCAAAGUCAGCAGUCGCAAAUGUCGCCAGGGAGUCAUUCCCCUCUGCAGUCCCAGCAGUUGCAGAAGCCGCAGGUAGAUCAUGUUGAUCAGGCUUUGGCACAGUUACAGGAAGAGGCUCAAACCCUGGACUUUCGCUCACCUCACAUUGACUCUAAUCCUAGCAGUGUUGAAAGCCAGAUUCUAUCUUGGGAUCAACAACAUCCUCUGUUUGAUGGUGAAAGUGAAUCAUAUCCAUCGCCAGGCUCUCAGCAUUCAGACUUGUCAAGUCUGUCACCAUUGCAAAUGGACCAUCUAUCCCAUAGUAUGGAAGCUUUGCAUAACACAAACCUAUUUCAGGGCAAUGCAAAGCCCGAUAAUCAUCCUAUGCAGAGGUCAUACUCAGAGAGGUCACCAUCUGAUGGUUGUGACGAUUACUUCUUGAUGGUUCCACAGACUAAGCCUAGAUCAAUGUCUGAGCCACAGUUCCCAGUGUCAACGCACAAGCGAUCCUCAUCAUUCCCUUCAAUCCCUUUCACCACUCCCCCACCGAGCUAUGAGGCUCACAUGGCUGCACAGUCACACAAGCAGCAAAGAACAAUUCCUGUGGGUGGACAGAUGGGUGGUGGCUUUGCCGUGAGCAAUGACAUAAGCCCUAAACAUGAGGACAUGGAUUUGCCUCUGGAAUCUGUAAUCCAAGAUAAGGAAUUGUCUCAGGAAUUACACAAGGCCAUGACGAAUUUCAGUUCACUUGAUCAUGACGAAAUACUUGAAAUACUAGGAGAGCCUCGCACCCAAAUACCAACAACUACUAGUUCAUUUACUGGAGUGUUGUCAUCUUCACAAGUAUCUCCUGGGAACUCUCAGACACUGAGCAAGUCACCAAGUUUUGGAUACCUUCGUACUCUGCCAGCACCUAACUCCCCAGGAAGGAUGUCAAGAAGUUGUGAAGAUGUGAGCCAAUUGCCUGUUGGCAACAAGUUCCCUCUUCAAAUGGACAACAAUACUUUUUCUGAUUUGGACCAUUUGCUCAUGAGCCCUUUGUCUCCUAUGAAGGUGGACUCUUGUGAUACAGAUGAAAAUUCAAGCUUAAUGUAUCCUACAUCUAAUUCUAUACCAAUUCCAACAUCAAAUGGCAGUGUUGGAAGGACAACUAAUUUAAGUUGGCUUGACUUGAGUUUGUCACCAUCUGCGCAGAAUAUUUCACCCCAUGGCAAUGUUGAACUGCACAAUAACAACAACAAAGGGACUCCGCCCACGUUUUUGUACGACCCUACCACUGCAUUCAAGAGUGAUGAACCUUUUCCGUUAUCACUGUUUGACUUAGAGACACCGACAGCUCUUCAUCCACCCUCUGAUUUUUCAGAAGCAAUGGAUUACUGCGUUUAGGUUCCAUUCUAGUUGAUUAGCUAGUACAAGUGUUUAACAUUAGAUAAUAAUAAUUAAUAACAAGCAAAAUAAUAGUAUUUGUCAUUUAUGUAUGCAUGGUUGCACAGUUCUUCCAGUCAUGUCAUCAUUAUUGUACAAAUAACUAGGUUCUCUAAUAGGGAUCUUGAAUAUCAUGCUUGACACCAUACUCUUUGGUACAUGAGACCCUGGAUCAUUGUAUGGUCAUUCGUAGAAGUGAUCCCAAACUUGCAUUGGUAAUUAUUCUCUUCUGUUUCGUGAUGUUGGUGAUGUCUUUUGAAGUGACUUAACUGUACUUCAUAGUUGUGCUAAUUUAAAGUAAUCUAAACGUCUUGCUGUUAAAGAUCAAGUAAGGAAAACAUUAUUUUAUGAGGAAAACAGUUUUCACUACUAUAAGCUUGUUUCCAAGCAACUUAAUUUUGCUGUGCUGUCACGUUCUAGCUAGUACUCUUACUUUCUGUAAUAAAUCUUGUACUUCAA
Messenger RNA from Orbicella faveolata, 4475 nucleotides. RefSeq lists its product as uncharacterized. The record is from RefSeq and is a predicted model, not a curated record. Lineage: Eukaryota; Metazoa; Cnidaria; Anthozoa; Scleractinia; Merulinidae. Gene Ontology annotation, cellular component: nucleus. Gene Ontology annotation, molecular function: transcription coactivator activity. Gene Ontology annotation, biological process: positive regulation of transcription by RNA polymerase II.